AACCGGCUGAAACUAGCCUGCGACAUAGCCAUUGUUUCAAUUGUUGACGAUUAAUCCAUUCAAAACAAAACACGAUCGUUUUGUAUGGGUGUGUAAUCUUCUUUCUUAUCUGUGUUGUCAACAACUGAUAUUCUUAUCUAUUAAGCUGUGGUUUUGGCUACAUCUGUUUGCCAAAUGUAAUAAAAAGAAAUUUCUACUUCAGAGAUGUUUGCUCGAUUGAGUAGUAUCUUGUUCUCCAGCGUUAGUAGUUCUCGAUUAAUUCAUUCACAAAUGGAAAAUUUCACGAAAAAUGGCAAGAAAAUUCUUGGAGCCGCCUUGAAUUAUACUGACAUUUUGGCUGAUCCAAAUGUGAAAAAACCCGUGGCUCCGGUCAUGUUUUUAAAGCCAACCACUUCGUAUAUCACUGAAGGCCAGGAUAUUAUUAUUCCAGAAGUGCUAACGCUUGUCAAACAUGAGGUCGAAUUGGGAGUGGUCAUAAGUAAACCAUGCAAAAAUGUAACAGUGGAAGAAGCUCAUAAGUAUAUCGGAGGCUAUUGCUUAGGUUUGGACAUGUCAGCUUUUUGUGAACUGAACGAAGCGAGAAAAAAGGGAUUUCCGUGGAGCAUGGGAAAGGGUUUUGACACGUCAAACCCAGUAUCGCGAUUCAUUGCACUGAACGAGGUCAAUGACUUGCACAAUCUCGACUUGUAUCUGAAUGUGAAUGGAGAGUGUCGCCAGACGGGAAAUACCAAAGAUUUGAUCUACAACUCUUUUGAAUUAAUCUCCUAUCUCUCACAGUAUAUGACUCUUGAGCCGUGCGAUUUAAUCAUGACCGGCACACCGAAGGGAGCAUCUCAAAUUUACGCUGGUGAUGUGAUUGAAGCCGGUCUCAGUGAAUCUGGACGUGAAAUUGUAAAAAUGACAUUUAAUGUUAAAUAAAAAAUACGGUGGAUUUGGUUUGGUUGUUGAUGAUUU
Sitodiplosis mosellana (orange wheat blossom midge) is the source of this 954-nucleotide messenger RNA. Its product is annotated as acylpyruvase FAHD1, mitochondrial. Gene Ontology annotation, molecular function: acetylpyruvate hydrolase activity. Gene Ontology annotation, cellular component: mitochondrion. Bases 205 to 918 code for a protein of 237 amino acids. Lineage: Eukaryota; Metazoa; Arthropoda; Insecta; Diptera; Cecidomyiidae. The record is from RefSeq and is a predicted model, not a curated record. The transcript has 4 exons.